AAAUAAUAAAAAAUUAAUUGUUUCACAGAUAAGGUAUCAGCAAAUUAAAGAAAUAUCAUUCAGUCUAAUAAAGUGAAAAAGUGAAGAAAUAAAAAACUAGAGGUGACAAAAUUUUAUAUUUGAUAUUCAUAAUAUAAAAUAAAACUUAUGUUCAAGUAAAGCUGGAAUUCAACCAUCAAGUUUGGCCAAUAUUUGUAACACGUAUGUCUGGUCAAUUUUCCAUAAAUAAAUUUUAAAUAUCUUCACUAAAAGUGUGUGUACUUUUAAAUAUCUCACUUUUACAGUUUAAGUGAGAACGACGUUGGUUUUUAUGUAACAACUUUUAGUACAUUAACGCUAAAAGUUAAGUUAUUAAUUCCCUGAUGUGAAAUAUAUUUAAAUACUUAGUAAUAAUUUAUUAAGACAAGUGUGUGACGUAACUAGAGUGAUAAACGUUUUUGCUGUAAAUGUUUUUUAGUUUGCCAUCUGAUAAAAAAUAUACACACGGAUGUUAUAGCUGUGCUAGCUGAUAAAAACGUUUUAGAUAAUAAAUUUUUCAACACAAUAGACUUUAAAAUGAAGAUGGAGGCUGAUUUGAGGAAGGAGCAGUUGAAGAAGGCUACAGACAGGAUACAGCGUGAAAUUGAAGAGGUCACUGAGCGUGAGCACGAGUUGAGAAACGUCGGAAGUAUUAAAACAACAUCACACGAAACUGUUGAUUCUAAGGUUCGGCGGAUGCCACAAGCAUUAAUAUCGGGAAAGUUAAAACGCACUACGUCGACACCUCAGAUAUUGGAGCCUUCAGUUACGCUGACAUCAAUCAACAAUAAAAAUAGUAUCAAUAAUCAUCUCACACCCAAGAUGACUAAUGGAGUAAUAUCAGCACGUACAACGCCGACCCCGCUGAGGUUCGCUACCUCACCCAGUCAAAAAGGACUAAUGCACAGGUUCCUGGCAACACGCGGAAGGAUUUUCAACAAAAACUCAUCACUACCUGCCGAUUGUUUGUCACCACCUCCGACUCCAACAAUAGUUUUGAACCCUCAGAGCAUUCGUGCUCUGAGCAAAAGCUUGGAGGUGAGGAUAGAACCUGAUGACGAGCCGAAGAAACCACAGACCAGGAAAGGAUACGUUCCGGUUGAAGAGAAAAUUCAGAGAGAACUCAAUGAUAUGAAAGAACGAGAAAAUGAAUUAAGGUUGAUGAGGUCAAGGAUGCUGGCUAAAUCUCAGCCAAACCUGAUUGAAAUCGGCAAUGACAAUGAUUCAGAUAUUUACGAUGGUUCGAAUUCUCUAAGAAGUGGGACAUCCUCGAAUACACUUAAUGACGAUGACUCAGAUCGAGGAGAAAAUAGAGGUGGCAAACACAAACCAAAUCCACGUCGUCGUAGUACACUUAUUGCUCAGUGGGAAAAUCUUAUUGCCGCUAAUAAGGAGUCUCUGGAAAAUGGAAAUGAAAAUGAGAAUAAUGUUUAAGAAAUAAUUAAUUACUUUAUCAAUUAUUAAUUACUCAAUUAUUAAUAAUUUUUACCAAUAAUUUACGUUUAUAACUUACUUUAGUACUCAAGGGUAAAAAAAUUUCGGUAUUUUCUUCACGGAAAUUAUUGCAGUAUUAAAUUAUUCAAUUUUAAACAUAAUAUUCAAUUUCUUAGUAUCUGUUGGCUAAUAAUUAUAAAUUAUUAAAACGCUUCACUGUAAUGAGUAAUAAGUUAUGAAUUUUUAACAAGUUACAGAAACGAUAAAUUUAGUCUAGAGAAAUUAUUUACAAUCAAAAAUGUGUGCAAUGUCAACACAAGGCUUUGAAAUUAUUUUUAUAUAAACAUAUCGACAUUAAUUAGUUUUAAAUAUUCAAUAAUUAUUAUUAUUUAUAUUUAUAAGUUAUUUUAAUAAUUAAUAUUGAAACAUCUGUGUAAUUGUUUCAGCAAUUAAUUUUCAUAAUAAAAUAAUUUAAACAUAAAUUAUUUACUCAGGUUUCAUUUGUAGCCGUUAAUCGUAAUCAAACAAUAUAAUCGAUGUGUAAUUGGUCUUGCGGUUAGUAAAUAGAUUUAAUGAUUUAUUUGAAAAAUAUUAUCUUUAAAUAAUAAUAAUUAUAAUUCCCGCUAAGCAUGCGUAGAUUUGUUGGCAAGGGAAAAGCGCGUGGGCUGAAUAUACGCGUGCGCUCUUUCACCCGAUUAAAUUUCAAUUGAUAAAACUUUAUCAAAAAUACAACUUUUUAAUUAAUUGUACUACUGAAA
Messenger RNA from Cotesia glomerata, 2210 nucleotides. It is a transcript of the gene mdu, whose product is annotated as J domain-containing protein DDB_G0295729. The transcript has 5 exons. The record is from RefSeq and is a predicted model, not a curated record. Lineage: Eukaryota; Metazoa; Arthropoda; Insecta; Hymenoptera; Braconidae. The coding region runs from base 556 to 1452 and encodes 298 amino acids.